This is a messenger RNA of Eleginops maclovinus (Patagonian blennie), 4940 nucleotides long. Its product is annotated as E3 ubiquitin-protein ligase RNF19A-like. Gene Ontology annotation, biological process: ubiquitin-dependent protein catabolic process; protein polyubiquitination; positive regulation of proteasomal ubiquitin-dependent protein catabolic process. The coding region runs from base 484 to 3141 and encodes 885 amino acids. The transcript is spliced from 10 exons. The record is from RefSeq and is a predicted model, not a curated record. Gene Ontology annotation, cellular component: cytoplasm; ubiquitin ligase complex. NCBI's taxonomy places the organism in Eukaryota, Metazoa, Chordata, Actinopteri, Perciformes, Eleginopidae. Gene Ontology annotation, molecular function: zinc ion binding; ubiquitin protein ligase activity; ubiquitin conjugating enzyme binding.
GAGCUCUGUAUGAGCUGUUGUCGUUCGAAACGGAACGGAUAGGUGGGACCGAACACAGAGCAGGAAAAUAAGUGGUAGUAGCAGUGGGGAAGUAAUUCACAGCACUACCCCGGGACACUCAUCCCUCAACUUGAAUCGUUUUUGGAAGAUAGAACGUUUUCCCUCGUCUUCGUUACUGUCUGCGGAACAAGUGUCACUAGCAACAGACGGUUCUGUUGCUGUUUUGCAGCAGGUGACCCCCUCCCCUCCGCCAAAAUCCGUUUAUUAGAUGUGACCACAAGGUUGAUCAGGAGAAGCCACCAUGUCUUAAACCCAGACGGGCCCUCUGGAGCCCUGUCCCCCCACCCUGGAUCCCCCUCCCCUAUCCACCACCUUACCCCCUCUCCCAGCCCCAUCCCACUUCAACACCUUCCCCCACAUGUGAGGGACAGGCUCCCGGGCCCCGGCUCCCCGCUGGCACCCCACCCCCCUCCCUCCUUGGAGAUGAGCCUGGAGAAGCACCAGCCGCUGGCUGGUGGUAUCGGAGGGGUGAUGGGCUCUGACCGAGACCUGCAGUCCACUUCUUCCUCCAUCUCUCUGCCCUCUGUGAAGAAGGCCCCCAAGAAAAGGCGCCUUUCCCUGGCCUCUCUGUUCAGACGGCGAGGCCGGGAGCCCAAAUCAGGGCACCAGAGGGCCAGAGAGCUCCAGUACCCAGGACCUCUUGGGCUGGUGGGUGUGGAUGGAAUCGCCAGCAUUGAGAGCAUCCACUCUGAGAUGUGUCAUGAUAAGCACUCUGCCUUCUUCUCCGUGGCUGGGACCGGAGCUGCCUCUUCUGCUGCUGCCUCCACCUCAUCUGCCUCGGGGCCUUCCUCCUCUGCCAUCACUACCUCCUCCUCCUCCUCUAAGGUGGGGGGUGCGGGGUCGACAGAUCUACUGGAGUGCCCGCUGUGCCUUCUGCGCCACUCCAGGGAGAGCUUCCCUGACAUCAUGACCUGUCCCCACCGCUCCUGUAUGGACUGCCUGCGGCAGUACCUGCGCAUUGAAAUCUCAGAGUCUCGUGUGAACAUCAGCUGCCCUGAGUGCUCGGAGCGCUUCAACCCUCAUGACAUCCGCAUGAUCCUGGGUGAACGGGCGCUCAUGGAGAAAUACGAGGAGUUCAUGCUGAGGAGGUGGCUCGUGGCUGACCCGGACUGCCGCUGGUGCCCUGCACCGGACUGUGGCUACGCAGUGAUUGCUUUCGGCUGUGCCAGCUGUCCUAAGAUCACGUGCGGCAGAGAAGGCUGUGGUACAGAGUUCUGUUACCACUGCAAGCAGCUGUGGCAUCCCAACCAGACCUGUGAUGCAGCGCGGCAACAGAGAGCCCAGAGCCUCCGCCUGAGGACAGUGCGCUCCUCCUCCCUCAGCUACAGCCAGGAGAGUGGAGCUGCAGCUGACGACAUAAAGCCAUGUCCGCGCUGUGCUGCUUACAUCAUCAAAAUGAACGACGGCAGCUGUAACCACAUGACCUGCGCUGUGUGUGGCUGUGAGUUCUGCUGGCUGUGCAUGAAGGAGAUCUCAGACCUGCACUACCUGAGUCCGUCAGGCUGUACUUUCUGGGGAAAGAAGCCAUGGAGCAGGAAGAAAAAGAUUCUUUGGCAGCUGGGAACGCUUGUUGGGGCCCCCGUCGGCAUCGCACUAAUCGCUGGCAUUGCUAUCCCCGCCAUGAUUAUCGGCAUCCCCGUUUAUGUUGGGAGGAAGAUCCAUAACCGUUAUGAAGGCAAAGAUAUCGCCAACCACAAGAGGAACCUGGUGAUCGCGGGCGGGGUGACACUCUCUGUCAUCGUGUCCCCAGUGGUGGCUGCAGUCACUGUGGGCAUUGGAGUUCCCAUCAUGCUGGCUUAUGUCUACGGCGUGGUGCCCAUCUCUCUGUGCCGGAGUGGGGGGUGUGGAGUCUCCGCUGGGAAUGGCAAAGGAGUUCGCAUAGAAUUUGACGACGAGAAUGACAUGAAUGUUGGCAGCGGGGCGGGUGCCACUGAUACUACCUCAGUGGCAGACGCCAGGAACAACCCCAGUAUAGGUGAUGGCAGUGUGGGGGGGCUGACGGGCAGCUUGAGUGCCAGCGGCAGCCACAUGGACCGCGUGGGGGCCAUCAGGGACAACCUGAGUGAGACGGCGUCCACCAUGGCCCUGGCCGGGGCCAGCAUCACCGGCAGCCUGUCCGGCAGCGCCAUGGUCAAUUACCUGAACAGGCUGGAGGUGCAGGCGGAUGUGCAGAAGGAGCGCUGCAGUCUGAGUGGGGAGUCUGGCACCGUCAGCCUGGGUACCAUCAGUGACAACGCUAGCACCAAGGCGAUGGCUGGAUCCAUCCUGAACGCCUACAUGCCCCUGGAGAGAGAUGGGAACAGUAUGGAGGUCCAGGUGGACAUUGAAUCCAAACCCGGCAAGCUGCGGCACCACAGUGGAAGCAGCAGCGUAGAGGACGGAGGCCAUGUUGGCCGCUGCGGCUGGACCUGCCCUUCCAAUGGUUGCCCGUCCUCAGAAGGCAAAGGCACCUCCACAAAGUGGGCCAAAGAGGUAUCCUGCUCCUCCUCCAUCUCAGGGGCCAAAAAGAGCAAAGGCAAGCUGCGCAAGAAAGGGGGCGGCACCAAGAUCAACGAGACGCGGGAGGACCUGGAUGCCCAACUGCUGGAGCAGCGCAGCACCAACUCUUCCGAGUUCGACUCCCCCUCACUGAGCGGAAGCUUGCCGUCUGUGGCCGACUCUCACUCCAGCCACUUCUCCGAGUUCAGCUGCUCCGACCUGGAGAGCAUGAAGACGUCCUGUAGCCACGGCUCCAGUGGGGGCGAAUACCACACCCGCUUCGCCACUGUCAGCCCCUUACCUGAGGUGGAGAACGACCGCCUGGAGACCUGCCCGGCUUCUACUUCCUCUUCCCAGGGACAUGGAGCUGUGACCACCCCCCACUCCCCCACCUCCAGCACCUCAUCCCUGGGCCCUGGCGCAGAGCCCUCCCCUCUCUGCUACAUCACAGAGGAGAGUGUCAGCCUGGUGUGUCCUGCUGAGCUGGACUCUCACAGCAACACCAGAGAGCUGAAAGAGACCAACAACAACCACCCCCCCCCACCACAGCCCGCCCAAAGACAGCAGCAGCCCAAGAACUCCUGCAUACAGACUGACAUAUGAAAUCUCAACACCUGAAGUGCUGCACACGUGCUAUUCUGAGUUAACAUCUUUCCUCCGCAGACUAACAGCGCUCACCGACAGGUUCCUCCCUCUGGAGCUGCCAUGUUGUUUGGGGAUUUGUUGUCCUUCAUUAAAGCAGCUAUGAGUAAACGGAUGUGUGUAUGUCCGCUGAUGGGCUUGUUGGAAGUAUGACUAGCUGUCCAAAGUGCAGCCCUGUGAGAAGUUCUCCCUGAGCACACCCAGUGACACUUGAAACAGAGACGUGGUUGCUGUCCCGUUGAUCUGUGUAGGAUAAACCCAACCACUGUGCCAGCUCUGCUAGUAUUUAAUUUUGGCUCUAUGAUGCGGAUGCAACAGCAUGCAGAAACCUUAGUGUUAAUUUUUCCAGAUGUGAGCUCAAACAGGGACCAGGCAAUAUGAUUCACCAUUUCCUCUUUUGAUUUCCCCCCAAUCUUAAGUAACAGAAGAACCAGUUUGUUCUUUUCUGUAUUUAUUAUUAGAUUCUCCUUCCUGGAUGUUUGUUUGAACUGUAAUGUAUAAUCUGACAUCCUUCAUCAUUUUUGCACAAAAAAACCCGACUGAGAUUCUCUUUAGAUGGAUGGACACAUCUGAUCCAGUUUAGACCUGUAGCUGACAUUGCCUUUAACCCUCAGUGAGUUUUUUCUAGUGCUGAAAUGACUUGGGACACCCCUGCUUUGUAAGGCUCUGUGGAAAGCUUGUGAUUAUAUGUUGAGGGUGGGGGGUUGCUUUGAAAACGGUCUCUGGAAGGCCACUGUUUUUGAGAUAAUUGCUCAAAGACAUUAUAUUAAAAUUAACCAAUGGGUUGGUCAAUUCUGUGAAAUUGUAUAAAGAAAAUGUUUUGUCCUGUUCAAAGGGGAUUUAUUCAGGCUGAGUAAGAGAGAGCUUUGAUAUCUUUCUUUGUAACUCAUGGUGCCUUCAAGACUUGUUUGUGUUCUGUUCGUCUCCCCACCGUGUUGUUAACACCUCAAACACUCAUUAUAGGUUGCAGAAUGUCUGUCUGUGUAGGAGGGAUGCUCGUUCACACACAACAUACUGUGGUAGACUUGGUAAAUGAAGAAUUUUCAAUUGCCCACCAAAGACAGCACUUAGGCUCUUGUUAAAUCUUAUACCACUCACUUGUCACCUGUAGACGCAGUAUGCAUCCUUUGUCCACCGGGGGGUGAAUGAAUAGAAGCCCUGGGAUUAUACAGACACACACACUGCUUUUUUUGUACAUGCUUCACCAAUGCAAAUAUCUGAAGCCUCCCAGAGGCCCGAGGCAUCUGCAAUGUUAUCUGUAUUACUUAUUGCGUUGAUGUUCUGCAGGGCGCAGAGGUUAAUGGGGAGCUCGGUUCUGGGUUUCCUUUCCUGUGAUUUCUGUUUGUGUUGCCAAUCGGUGCUGCUGAGCAGACUUGAAGUUACAUUGAGUUUCCAACACUUGAAGCCUUCACUGCUCAGUGGUCAGCUUUACACCGAGCUGCUCAGAGGAACCUCUAGCAGGCAGCUCAGCAUCUUGAAUGGUAUGUUGACCCAGGUCUGUUACUGAAUGACCACUGAUUUUGCUUCGGUUGAUAAGGCUACAUGCCCCCCCCCCCCCCCCAUUAAAGCAAAAUGUUGUCUUGUCUCCCCGGGUUCGUUUCUCAUUCUUUACCAAAACUUCAGUUUCUUAUUUCAACACUAGUGCCAGAUAUAAUUUGUAAUUUGUGCAGAAUGGCAUAAGGUAUUUGUAUAUUUGUUUGGUCAUUUGCUUUACUUUAUGCGUGUAAAUGCAUAUCAGAAAAAUAAAAAAAGAUAUGAAG